GGUCAAGGGAGUCAUGGCAAGCAGCUCGCGAAGGUUGCGUGUCCUUGGUCUCGUGAGGAGGGUACCAGUGCUGAGUGGACGGGCCAUGACUGAUGCUGAAUUCCUAGAGCUUGGCUUUCCUGUGGUGGAGCUGGUGGUGCCUGCGCUGGUGGUGCCCGUGUCGGUCGACGGCCUCUUCCCGCCGCCGCCUGGGGAAAGCCACGGCAGUCGGCUCGCCGCAGCGGCACGUGCUCUGGAAGAGCUGGUUGCCCGGCGGGUGGGCGAUCGACGGGCCGAGGUGUCACGGCUCGAUGUCGAGGCUCGUGCCAAGCGCGAGGGUGCCUACCGCCGGGCCUUUAUGUCUGUGGCGGCGGCUGCGCUCGUCCAGUGGGAGCAGCCUGAUCUGGAUCGCGAGGCUGUGCGCGAGGCGGCGGCGGCUGUGGCAGGCAAGGUCAUGGGCUCGCGGGCGGCGAUGCAUCAUUUUGUGGAGCGGAUCGUUCUGGCUCGGAACCCCAAGCUGGCCGAUGAGCUGGAUGAUGGCGGCGAGGCUGGGGCCAGCAGAGUGGUGGCCGAUCCGGGAAGCGAGCUGGAGAUGAUCAAAGUCGAGUAUGCCGAGCUGAAACGGCUGCACGAGCAGCUUGUGGACGAGGCGAGGGACGAGCCGCUGGAUCGGCGGCGGGUGGCGUUUCUCAAGGCGCAGGUCAUCCAGCUGGAGCGGCAGGUGGUGGAGCUCUCGCGGGGGAUGGAGAGCCACGAGCUGGCGUAUACAUCGCUGGCAGGAGCGGUGGCGAGUGUGGCGACAACGCUCGAUGGCGUGCUGGAGGGGACGACUGGCGAGCCGGACAUGGCCGAGGUGCGGCUGCCGUUGGGGACGGUGCGUGCAAUGCGGUCUGCGCUCGGCACCAAGGGAGCCGGGCAGAUCGAGCCUGUGCGUGCGGCGCACGUUCCGCUACGGACGCUCAACCCGUUCAUUAAGCCGUGGCAGCGGCCGCCGUUUACGACGACGGCGCCGAGCGAGGCCGAGGAGGCGCGGUCGGCGGCGGCGGGGAGCGAGCUUGUGGUGAACAGCGGAGUGUCGCUGGUGGCGGUUGCCGAGGGCGUGAGCGCAAUGGCGGAGGCGAGCGGCGACGCGCCGCUGCAUGUCGGCCAGCUGGCGCAGCUGGAGGCCCAGGUCGCGGCACUGCACACGUCGGUCCUGGAGGCGCGUAAUCACCUUGGGACGGUGCUCCCAAUGGUGGCGCUGCCGUCGACCGAGUCGCGGGUGCUGGACGCGGUGGCGCGGCUGGAGCAGCAACUUGGCGAGGUGAGCCACUCGUUGCUCUCGCUCGGCAUGAUUGUCCCGAUGACGCUCGAGGUCCACACCGCGGUCUCGCGCGACAAGCCGGCGUUUGCGGCACCGGAGAGGGUGGAGCGGCCGACGACGCGCGAGGUGCUGGACGCGCUCCCGCCGUUUGCCCGCGACAAGCGGGCCGGAGCGCGGACGGUGGCCGCGGUUCUGGCUGGAGCGCGGUACUCGGAAGAGAUGAUGCGUGCCGAGGUGCGGACGCUGCGGGCACUGCUCGGCUACUACGGCGCCGCGCAUCACGUGCGGACCGAGCACGUGCUCAACGUCAUUGUGGGUGCAGAGGAGGCGGCAGCGGCGGCGGGCGUGUCGAUCGGGCGCGGGCGCGCGGACCGGCUCCUCGACGAUCUCGAGGCGCUGCAGACCGAGGCGUAUGCAAACUAUGAGGCUCUGCUGGCCGAGGCUGCGGCAGCCGAGGCUGCUGCCACAGAUGCACGGCUGCCAGAUCUUUGGGAGGCGCUGCGAGCCGGCGAGCUGCCUGCACGGGCGGAGAUGGAAGCGAGCAUGCUUGUCACUCCGCUGGGCGGCGGACGACGGCUGGGCGGCAGGAGCGACAACGACGAGAGCGACACAGACUCUCUGAUUUUCUCGCCGCUCACGCCGGUGCGGCAGCUGCUUGACGAAGUGCUGGAAGAGGAGCGUGCGCCGGGGCGGGCAAGUAGAGUCCGACACGGAAGCGUUCAAUGAGUGACGAUGAACAGGAAGCGCCCUAAAGAGCGGGGGAGAGCGGGAAAGGAGGACGAGGGAGGAGGACGGGGACGGAGGCAUUGACAGCUUCGCUUAGGCGUUAAAGUUGAGCGAGAAGCCGGCCUUGCCCGCGGCGCCCGAGUUGAGGGCCUGGCCGAGGUCGAGGCCAAAGGCAAAGGCGACGGAGAUGUUGUCG
This is a messenger RNA of Thecamonas trahens ATCC 50062, 2204 nucleotides long. RefSeq lists its product as uncharacterized. The record is from RefSeq and is a predicted model, not a curated record. Bases 14 to 2008 code for a protein of 664 amino acids. Lineage: Eukaryota; Apusomonadida; Apusomonadidae. The transcript has 2 exons.